AUGCGGCGACGGGUGGAAGACGACGAGGACUAUGAAGAGGAAGAGGACGUACCGCUUCAACAUCGACGACCCUUUGGCGCGGGAAUCAGCCGCAAGCCCAUCCAGUUCGUCAAGGCAUCAGAUCCAAACCUGAGUACGACACAGACGGCCAAUAAAACAAAAAGCGGCGCUUCCGUUGGCGACUUUUACCUCAGCCUCGUGCUCGGUGACAAGCAAGCGGAAGCCGAAAAGCUCUCGCCAGCAGCAGGGCAAGUAUGCGCCGUGUGCGAAUUGCCUGUGGAUAAAGACGACGCCGUGGGAGAGGUCGGCAAUGACAAUAACAAGGCCACGACAAGUAGACAGAAGCAGCAUGAGUCUUCGAUUGCUCACCAAGUCUGCCUCACACACUCACAUCCCCCAUCAGCACUAGAUCGGUCGCGCAUGGGCUUGACAUAUCUUUCAUCCCAUGGUUGGGACCCUGAUUCACGCAAGGGGCUCGGUGCCGAAGAGCAAGGCAUGCAGUAUCCCCUGAAGACUCGACCAAAGGAGGACAAAUACGGUUUGGGUCUCAAGAUCCCAAAAGGCAUCCAGGGAAGAAUUGACAAGAAGAAGCCGCAGAUGCUGGAUGCGAAGCAAUGCAGAAAGAAGGCCGAUGAAGACAAGAGAAAGGCUGAGAGGUUGCGAGAGAUGUUUUACGCCAGCGAAGACAUUGACAAAUACCUGGGGACCGGUUUAUAA
Molecule: messenger RNA, 717 nt
Organism: Colletotrichum lupini
Lineage: Eukaryota; Fungi; Ascomycota; Sordariomycetes; Glomerellales; Glomerellaceae
Product: G-patch domain-containing protein
Exons: 1
Coding region: 1-717 (238 amino acids)
Molecular function (GO): nucleic acid binding
Source: RefSeq, a predicted model, not a curated record